AUCUGGCUUGUCGCCUAAGUUGGAAUCGAUUUUGAACAAAACGAAAGAGAGAGAGAGAGAGACGCAGAGGUGAAUUAGAAAUAACAGUCAAUAGAGUGAGAGAUGGCGAGAUAUGAUCGAGCAAUCACAGUGUUCUCCCCAGACGGCCACCUUUUUCAGGUAGAGUAUGCCCUAGAAGCUGUCCGUAAGGGUAACGCCGCCGUCGGAGUCCGCGGCACCGAUACCGUCGUCCUCGCCGUCGAGAAGAAAUCCACCCCUAAGCUCCAGGAUACAAGAUCAGCUAGGAAGAUUGUGAGUCUAGAUAACCACGUGGCGUUGGCCUGUGCUGGGCUCAAGGCAGAUGCUCGUGUCCUGAUUAACAAGGCCAGGAUCGAGUGUCAAAGCCACAGGCUUACGUUGGAGGAUCCCGUGACUGUCGAGUACAUCACUCGGUACAUUGCUGGGCUUCAGCAGAAGUACACUCAGAGUGGGGGUGUUAGACCUUUUGGUCUUUCCACUCUUAUUGUUGGUUUUGAUCCCUACACUCGUAUUCCUUCGCUUUAUCAGACUGAUCCAUCUGGGACGUUCUCUGCUUGGAAGGCUAAUGCGACCGGGAGAAACUCGAACUCGAUCAGGGAGUUUCUGGAGAAGAAUUAUAAAGAAACCUCUGGUCAAGAAACUGUGAAGCUUGCUAUCCGUGCUCUGCUUGAGGUUGUUGAGAGUGGGGGAAAGAACAUUGAGGUUGCUCUGAUGACACGGGAGGAAGGUACUCUGAGUCAGCUAGAAGAAGCUGAAAUCGAUGCUAUUGUGGCUGAGAUCGAAGCAGAGAAGGCUGCUGCAGAAGCAGCCAAGAAAGGCCCUUCAAAGGAAACCUGAGCAUGAGCCAGUGUCUUUACAAUAACGGUCUCAGUUUUCAAGUUGUAACUUUUGGUUCAAAUUAUGUUAUUUUGAGGGUUGAAUAGAAAAUCUGGACUGCGUGAAUUUGUUUUGUUGGAUCAUUAGCCUGUGUUGACGACAUUUUCGCUUUAAAUCUUAAUCGACAAUUUUAGCAAA
Messenger RNA from Raphanus sativus (radish), 1032 nucleotides. RefSeq names its product proteasome subunit alpha type-7-A. The coding region runs from base 103 to 855 and encodes 250 amino acids. The record is from RefSeq and is a predicted model, not a curated record. The transcript has 3 exons. Lineage: Eukaryota; Viridiplantae; Streptophyta; Magnoliopsida; Brassicales; Brassicaceae. Gene Ontology annotation, cellular component: nucleus; proteasome core complex; proteasome core complex, alpha-subunit complex. Gene Ontology annotation, biological process: ubiquitin-dependent protein catabolic process.